This is a messenger RNA of Metopolophium dirhodum (rose-grain aphid), 1102 nucleotides long. RefSeq names its product zinc finger CCHC domain-containing protein 9-like. The transcript is spliced from 4 exons. NCBI's taxonomy places the organism in Eukaryota, Metazoa, Arthropoda, Insecta, Hemiptera, Aphididae. Bases 266 to 1057 code for a protein of 263 amino acids. The record is from RefSeq and is a predicted model, not a curated record. Gene Ontology annotation, molecular function: nucleic acid binding; zinc ion binding.
UAAGUAAUAUUUUCAAAAACAUUUACACUUUUUGAAAUAAUGAGUUUUCAAUGCUAAAAGAAUCACCCUGUAUAUUAUAAUUAUUAUAAUAUAGUUCAAUGGUUGGGUCACAAAAUUCUGUGGUGGAGUCAAAUGCUUAUCAGUUAUCAGUUAUCACUCAAUCGUGUUCGUGAAUCGUGAGCACGUGUGUAGUUAACACUUAAAAUUGCCACUUGCCGCACUUACCAGUUGCCACUGUGGCACCCGAGCACCGUAUCACAGGAACAUGACGAGGUUUGCCAGAGCUCGAGGCUCUAAAUCAUCUAAUCAAAAAAUACCGGAGGAAGCAACACCAUGGUUGGAAAUGAAAGAAAAGCCACAGCAAACCGGAGACGACGAGUCCACGACAAACGCUGUGGAAGUGUCGGAAGAGAAUCGCAGUAGCAAGCACGACUCGUAUUCGAACGUGGAUAAAUUUGACGGGUUCAGCGUGUUGAAAGAGGAUGCGGUGAAACUGCGAGUGGAAAAAUUCAAGUUAAUUAAACAGGGUGUGCCUAGACAUCAGCUGAAGGCACAGUUGAUGCCAAUGCGUCGACGCGCUGAGAAGAAACUCUCCAGGCUCAGACAAAAAGCAUGUUUUCAUUGCCGACAGCCUGGUCAUAUGCUAAACCAAUGCCCGGAGUUGGGUACCAACACAGCAUUGGGAGUGUGCUUCAAGUGUGGAUCGACAGAACACAAAUUACAUGAAUGUCGUAAUGCAGGAAACAGUAAUCAACUUGAUUUUGCCAAAUGUUUUAUAUGCAAAGAAGAAGGACAUCUUUCACGCCAAUGUCCAGAUAACCCUAUGGGAUUAUAUCCAAAUGGAGGAGCUUGCCGAUCUUGUGGAGAUGUUACCCAUUUUGCCAAAGAUUGUCCAGAAAAACAAAAGAGAAAAAGAGAAGAAGAUGAUCUACCUACAGUUGGAAUAAUGGACAAUCGAGCAAUUGAAGAGUUAGAUGAUGAAAGAAGCCACAAAAAACACAAACAAUAUAAUUUAAAAACAUUUAACAAAAAAAAAAAAGUCAUAAUGAUGAAGUAAACAUAUCUUAACUAUUAUUUUAUUAAUAAACAUUUAAAAACUAUA